Fusarium odoratissimum NRRL 54006 is the source of this 1046-nucleotide messenger RNA. RefSeq lists its product as uncharacterized. The record is from RefSeq and is a predicted model, not a curated record. The transcript has a single exon. NCBI's taxonomy places the organism in Eukaryota, Fungi, Ascomycota, Sordariomycetes, Hypocreales, Nectriaceae. Gene Ontology annotation, molecular function: acyltransferase activity, transferring groups other than amino-acyl groups. Bases 244 to 897 code for a protein of 217 amino acids.
UGCGAGCACGAGACACGAAAUACACACCCUGCCACCCUACUGAGGCCCUGUUAUGACUCACAUUACCAUUUCCAGGUAUGGACAUGGUGGGGCUGGUUCAUGUCCCGAAACGGCUAUUGUCGCCUCGCUGCAAUUACGGCAAACCCGAGACUGCUCGUCCCAUGGGCUCCAGAGGGAUAAAAUGGCAUCGCCAUGUAACUGCGAGCAUUUACCUGAGCAGAAUCAUACAGAGCCACAUACGCCAUGGAUGCCCUCGGGCCAAAGAUCAGGGUCAAGACAACGAUGCCAACCCUUCCGCUGGCGACGCCGCGGGCCAGCAUCGAGACGGAGCGGCUGGUGCUGCGGCCACUGUCGCACGAGGACCUGAGCGACUACCACGCGCUGCGCACGCAGCCCGAGGUGGUCGAGUACAUGUCGACGGGGCGGGCGGACCGUGACCUGGAUGAGACGCGGGCGGUGCUGGACCGCGUCGCCGGCCCGGGCCGCGAGGCCGGCACCUUCGUCUGGGGCAUGCGGCUGGCGGCGACGGGCGAAUUCGUCGGCGCCCGGACCCGCUGGCCCUCGCUCGGCUAUUACGUGCGCUGCGAGUACUGGGGCCGCGGCUACGCCUCCGAGGCCAUGGCCGCCGUCGUGGCUGCCUGGUGGCGCCUGCCCCGGUCCCCGGGGGUGGAGAUGGAGCUCAACCCCUCGUCGGUCGGGCGCGCCGUCGCCGCCGGCGAGGAAGUGCCCGAGCGCCUGUUCGCCUUCAUCGCCUCCACCAACGCCGGCAGCAUCGGCGUCAUGAGGAAGCUCGGCUUCUGCAAGUUCAAGGACUGGGAGGUGCUGGAUAGCCGCGCGGGCUAUGAAGGUCAGAUGGUUACCCUAGUUGGAUUCCUACUCCAGCGGCCUGUUGAGUAGGAUUUUUGAAAUGCCGAUUUCUUGAGAACAAUUUGCAAAUUUUGGAUGAGUUAGAUGUAUUAGACAGUCUCUUUGCUAGCGCUAGAAUUCUACAACUGAAACUCGACUUCGAAAUGCCUUCAACCACAACCAUGGAGCUGAACGAAACG